Cynoglossus semilaevis (tongue sole) is the source of this 8559-nucleotide messenger RNA. It is a transcript of the gene tiam2a, whose product is annotated as TIAM Rac1 associated GEF 2a. The transcript has 27 exons. Gene Ontology annotation, molecular function: guanyl-nucleotide exchange factor activity; protein binding. Bases 2256 to 7475 code for a protein of 1739 amino acids. Lineage: Eukaryota; Metazoa; Chordata; Actinopteri; Pleuronectiformes; Cynoglossidae. The record is from RefSeq and is a predicted model, not a curated record. Gene Ontology annotation, biological process: activation of GTPase activity; small GTPase-mediated signal transduction.
AAAAAAAGCCCAAACUUACCAAUGUUUAAGAUAUCUUUAGCUAAAUAUCACUGAGUUCAGGUACUAUUUGUACAGAUAUAGUGAGGUUUCUCAUCUCCUCUAUUACAUGUUUGGUUAAAUGAACUGCAAAGGAGUUGAGUAAAAGAUACCCUCGUGCUUCAGAUAUUAUACUCUGCACCAACAGAAACACCUGUUUCGAAGCUACUUCCAUGUAUUUCCUGGAGUCUCCACUCGACCAAGGUAGUUUCUUAUACGGUUUCUUGUAUACGCAUUAGGAACUCCUGAAACCUCAGGCUUAAAACGUCACAAGACUUCGUCACAACGUGGUCAUUAAUGGGAAUUUAUGUGACUUUUCUUUUUAGAGCUUUAGUACAAACACAGCUGUGUUUCAGUCACAUGUAACACCAGAACUCCUGGUAUCCUCUGAUUCCAGUAAAUAUGUAUGUACUUUGUACUACUUGUUCUGCUCCGUGGGUACUCUGGCCUUAACUUAACUACCAUGAUCUAUUGCAGUGCAACUUUCACCUUCCAUUAGCAGGUUUGGCAGAACUUCAACACUUGGUAACAUGAAUGGAAACUACGGAGAAUUAGAUUUAGAAUAUAAAAGGGGGUUUUCUUUGAGGCCUAGUUGUGGUCUUAAUUGAUCUUAAUUGGGGGCUCAGACUUUUGUGUGUGUGAAAUAGGACCCCAGCACCUGCUCUGUAUGAAUAUGCAUCACAGCAGUCAUUCUUUUCUUCCUCCUUGGAGCUUUUUUUUGUGGCCAUGCCUCCUGCUCUGUGUGAGUGUGUUUGUGGACCAACCUUUUAGCUGCCUCCAUCUACAGCCUGACAAAGGGCUUUGAGGGGAGCCCAGACUGAGCUACACGCACCAUUGUGCAGUUAACAAUGUUGUUUAGCCCUGGUGAACGCUGCUGAUCUUGUGCCGCGCAGCUGAUGUCUAUGUCAGGCAGCAGGCCGAUGAAAGACCAUUCCACAUCUGUUCAUAUAGCAUGACAUGAAUAGCUAAAUAUUUUGAACGGCAGGAACUUUUUCUUUUCCUUGUGUUGUUGCCCCUGAACAUUAAAUGUUGGGCUUUUUGGUUUAAGGAAACUGAAAACAGCUUGACAUUUUCUAUCCAACUCUGAUGCAUCUCUGUGUUCUGCUGCGGCUGUUUGAACGGGUCCAGUUUGACUGUGUGACCACAGAUAUGUGAACCAUAGACAAAUGGAGGCAUGCCUGUGUUUUUUAGCCUGACAGCGGUCUCAUUUUUGUCUCUGCUGGAAUAGGGCUGAGUCACAACACAUUCAGGGGUUUGAUUCUAUUUGCAGAGAAAGUUUUGACUAUCUGCCUUUGAUUAUUUAAUCCAGUUGACUUUUUUGUUCCAAUAGCUGUGUUAUGAGUUGUCUUUCCUCAUAGAAACAUUAAACCAUGAAGGCGUCUCUGUUUCCUCAUGCGUCCCUUCUCUCUUUACUAUUACACACAAGAGUUUGUUUUCACGUACUGACCCCUUCUUCUUUCUCCCUCUCCCUCACUCACUCACACUUACUCAUUAACACACACAUGUAAACACUCACACUCACACCCUGUCUGUCUUUCUGUCUCCCCAGUAGCUGGCCGCCUUCCUGGCCCUCCUCUUGGGGUCAUUGUGGUAUUUAGGGUCAGACAAGAGCUCUAGUCAUUGCGCCCUCCCCAGUGCCUCCCAGGCAGCACGGAAGUCAUUAUGCGCCGGCUUGGCCUGACCAAUCGCUUCCAACUACUACGGAAAACUGCCUUGCCGGUUACAAGCCCUGCAUCCUUCUGCAAGCCAACGGAAAAGCAGGAUGUAGGAAAAAUCACAGUGUGGAAUACUGGAGUGUCUUUGCAGUGAAAGAGAGGGAGAAAGAGAGAGAGAGAGAACUUUUUAGGUUUCCUCCCCACUCGCCGGUUUUGCCUCUUGGCUCUCUGUUACCCAGGGUUACCCCAGCUGUGGACUGUGAUUUGCUGCUGCUACAAAGUUGGGAGGGAGUUUCCGAACGUCCUCCACUUUGUCUGGGUGGGUGAGUCAGAUGCAACGUGUGUGCUUCUAAUAGUCAACUAGCCUUCACAGAGAGAAUCCACUAUGAGAUCAGAGGGCAGGAGCUGGACCAUUUCAAAGAGCUGUUAGAUUAAAGCUGGUCCACAGAGAUGAGCCGCGUGACAGAAGAGCAAAGAGUCUAUUUUCGGAAAUGAGGUGGAGAGGAGCGCUGAUGGGAACUCCGAUCUGAGACGUGGCGUCAAACAGCUUAUUCCCAGACAGAGAUGGGUAAUUCAGAGAGCCAGUACAGCAUCCAGGGGCCCAAAGGCACCAGCUUUGUCUUCCUUGGGAAACAGAAGCCAUGUUCUUUAAAGUUCCGCUCAGCCAAAGAUGACACCAUGUCACCGCACACAUGGUGGAAAAGUGCUCCAAUAGGCUCAGGGUACAAGGCCAGGUGUGUCGGUCGUAGCUGUUUGUCCCCUCCUAAAAUCAAACAGCCUUACACCACCAGGCACUGUGACUACUUGUCCAAGGGAUUGAGAUGCAGCCCAGGUGAGCAUCGUUGGCAUCGCUCUGCUGGAUGUGGUUUACGAAGACGGCGUAUAUCUGAUGAUUACGAGGAUAAUCCGUAUGGGGCCGAGCCUAGUGUAAACCCACAGGAUAAACACAGUGAGGAACAGGAAACUUUGGAGGAACAAAGUAGUCCACGGGUGGUGAUCAAGAAGGAUGGCAGUCUCAGGGUGGAGUUCACAAACACCUCAGGAAACCCCCUCCUUCUGGAGGAGGCCAACGGUCCCGUACAACUCCUCAAGUUCUCGCCAAACCUGGAAUCUGCUUCUACUCCCAGUCUGCCUGGAUCCAGUGGGAGUGGGCCGGAUGGCCACUGCAGCGGCCCACCGCAGGCCUCCACCUCAUCCACAGCAAGAACCAGCAAAGGGAGCUCUUUGAGCUCCGAUGGUUCCUGGUAUGACUCUCCGUGGGGGCCCAGCACCGAGCUCUGUGAGCAAGACCAGCCUUGCUCUGCCAGCAGGACUUCAGUUCACUCCCCUAUUCACCAGCUUGACUCGUUCACCCAACAGUCUCCCCCGAUCAUAAACUUCUACAGGGACUCCUCAAUGGCCGCCACCUUUCCCAACGCCAGUGACCUCCAGUCCAAGUUACAGGACCCUCCGCCACGUCAGAGUUCACACCGAGCCUCAGUCGCAUCUGUCCUGGAUGUGCCCUUAGAGGAAGAGUCCACCAAAGUCCAGCAGUACUCAUCGUACACACUGCCCUGCCGCAGGCCCAAAGCCCACACCAUUAGUGACGACCUAGUCAACUACACUGACCAGGAGAAGCUCCAGGAGCAGGGUGUGUCUGAUUUAGGCACCCUCAAGAGGGAAUCUCUCAAAAAUCGCAUCAGGCGCUUGAGUGACUGGACAGGAAGUCUCAGCCGCAAGAAGAGAAAGUCACAGGAGUCCAGAUUCAAGGACUUGAGUGACGCUUUCGACAGUGGAGUUGAUGGUCUGACUGCGGACACCAGUUCACCCUCCCAGGUUUCCAGCCUUCACUGGUUCCCAGGAACGUCCAAGGCCCAGUCCUCAGGAGCCAUUACCCAGACCACCAGCGAUGCCCUCCGCCAGAACAUUUAUGAGAACUUCAUGAGGGAGUUGGACAUGGAUACCGGACAGGCAGGUGGGGGAGAGGGAGGAAGUGAUAGGAGAGACCCAUCGACUGGCACUGAGGAGGGGGAGAGCAGCAGUGAAUCGGCGGAGGGCUCUCUGGAGGAGCUGGACCAACUGUUUGAGAAGGAGCAGGGGGUUGUCAGACGAGCGGGCUGGCUGUCGUUCAAACCCCUCGCCACGCUGCACAAGGACAGGAAGCUGGAGCUGGUCACGCGUCGCAAGUGGAAACAGUUCUGGGUGACUUUAAAAGGAUGUACGUUGUUGUUCUACGAAACUUACAGUAGAGGCUCUCCGGAGCAGGAGCUGUCGCCACGCUACGCACUCUUGGCGGAGGACAGCAUUGUCCAGGCAGUUCCUGAACAUCCCAAAAGGGAAAAUGUCUUCUGCCUCAGCAACUCAUACGGAGAUGUUUACUUAUUUCAGGCCACCAAUCAGACCGACCUGGAGAACUGGGUCACAGCCAUCCACUCUGCCAGCGCUUCUCUGCUGGCUAAACGCCAGGGGAAGGAGGACACGGUGCGUCUGCUGCGGAGCCAGGUCCGAGGGCUGCUGCAGAAGAUCGACAUGGACGGAAAAAUGAAGAAGAUGGCCGAGCUGCAGCUGACGGUGGUCAGAGACCCGAAGAACCGCAGAGCAAUCGAGAACCAGAUCCAACAGUGGGAGCAGAAUCUGGAGAAGUUCAACAUGGAUCUCUUCAGGAUGCGCUGUUACCUGGCCAGUCUUCAGGGCGGAGAGUUACCCAACCCUAAAAGCCUUCUGGCCAUUGCCAGCCGUCCAACGAAAUCCACACUGGGGCGCCUGGGGAUCUUCUCUGUGUCCUCCUUCCAUGCACUGAUCUGUUCCAGAGACGAAGCCACACUCCGGAGGCGCUCGUUGUCCCUGACCUACAGGCAGCGCAAGAAAAGUCUGUUUACCUCACUGAAAGGCCUGGAUAACCUGACGAAGCGAGGGCGGGAGAAGAGACCCUCGGUAUCACAGAUCUUUGAAAAAGACACAGGAGAUCAAACGCACGCCCUGCCGCCCAGGAGCACCGAGAGGCUGGAUGUCCUCACCGGUAUUUACUCCCUGUUGCCCCCCGAGGGAAGUGCUUGGGACUGCACCAGUUGUGUCCACAUGCCCGAUGGCCUGACUGUCCAGGUUCCAGUUAGGAGAGACCAGACGGUGGCUGACCUCCUCUCUGCAGCCUGCAAGGUGAAACAGCUGGACCCCAGUCUGCACUGCCUCAGACUGCACAAGCAAGCAGGGCAGGACGUGGAGGUUAAAUACGUGGCGCCUGGGGAGUCUCUCAGUGACCUGGUUCACGAGCAGCUGGAAGUUUUCCCAGUGAAAGUAUUCACACUGCACAUGAGAAGACCGAGCUGCACCGAAGACUUUGGUUUUGCUGUAACCGGACACAUUGACAGCCAAAGGAACAGUCGCAUCUUUGUCAGUGAGGUUCUCCCCGAUGGACCCGCCUUCAGUGGAGGUUUGCGUCCAGGUGAUGAGAUCCUGAACCUGAAUGGACGGUGCGUGUCAGGUCUGGACCUGGCACUGAUCCAGUCAUUGUUCGCAGAACCAACACUGCAACUGAGCCUGAGGCGGGACGGUCCACGAGCCACGGGCCUGGCCUCCACCUCCCCAGCCCCUGCCACCAAACUCAGCCCUGAAGUCCGCGGCAAACACCAAAGAGCCAAGUCCUCCUCAGAUGUCUGUACGUCUGCUGAUGGUGUCGUGUCGUCGUGUGUAGGACUGGAGAAUGGUUACACCCACUGCACUCACAGGCCUGUUCAGCACAGCAAGAGCGUGGACACCGUGUGCACGCUGUACCAGUCCUUUCAGGAAGGGCGGGGCUCAGGCUCAGGCUCAGGGGGCCUGAUGGAGGACGCCGCAGGGCCUCGCGUUCGCCAGGAAGAGGGGCCGAGGUCCGGUCCCACCAGGGACGCCACCCUGCUGAGACCUUGCCCCAAGCACAUGAGCGCCACCGAGAGGUUACGAAAGGUCAUCCAGGAGCUGGUGGACACGGAGAAAUCCUAUGUGAAGGACCUGGAGUCUCUGUUCGACAUCUACUUGAAACCCCUGCACAAUGAAAGCUUCCUCUCGUUGGACGAGAUGGAGAGUCUGUUUGGCAGCCUGCCAGAGAUGCUGGACUUUCAGAGGGUCUUUUUACAAACACUGGAAGAGAGGAUCGCUUCCUCACCUGACUUCAGCACUUUGGAGGUGCCCUCACAGUUCAAGAAGCUGCUGUUUUCUCUCGGGGGUUCGUUCCUCUACUACGCCGACCACUUCAAACUCUACAGCGGCUUCUGUGCCAACCACAUUAAGGUCCAGAAGGUCCUGGAGAGAGCAAAGACAGACCAGGCUUUUAAGGAGUUCCUUGACGCCAAGAACCCCACCAAGCAGCACUCCUCCACCCUGGAGUCGUACCUGAUCAAACCGGUUCAGAGGGUCCUCAAAUACCCGCUGCUGCUCAGGGAGCUGGUGUCUCUCACUGACGCUGAGAGUGAAGAGCACUACCACCUCACUGAGGCUCUGAAGGCCAUGGAGAAGGUGGCCAGUCACAUCAAUGAGAUGCAGAAGAUCUACGAAGAUUACGGCUCCGUGUUUGACCUGCUGGUGACGGAGCAGACCGGACCAGAGAAGGAGGUCACAGAGAUCUCCAUGGGUGAAUUUCUCAUGCAUUCCUCCGUGGUCUGGCUCAAUCCACAUCCGUCACUGGGUCGCAUGAGAAAAGAACCAGAAAUGACUGUGUUUGUUUUUAAGAAAGCAGUGAUCCUGGUCUACAGGGAGAACAAGCUGAAGAAGAAAAUGGCCAACGCUCGUUCAACGCUGUCCCACGGAGACUCGGACACCUUCAAGUUCCGCUGGCUCGUCCCGCUCUCCGCGCUGCAGGUCAGGCUUCUCUCUCAGGAACCGCCCGCCGAGGAGGGCGCCUGCCUCUGGGAGCUGGUCCACUCCAGGUGUGAGGUGAAGGGGAGACCGGAGACCGUCUUCCAGCUGUACAGCAGCGUGCCGGAGAGCAAGGUCAGCAUCAUCAAGGUGAUCCGCUCGCUUCUCAGGGAGAACGUGAGGAGGUGCAUGAAGAGGGAGGGCACGCUGGAGAGAAAGGCUCGUCUGGCUCCGCUGCACAGCACUCUGCCCUCCUCUGCCAGGCUGGGUUCCUCCAGAGCUUCCUGGUUGUGUAAGCAGCCUCACGUAGACUUCUCCACCCAGACAGGAAGUCUGAAACCGGGGCCAGACUCUGACGAAGGAAGCCUGAGCAGCGGAACCUACAGUUUGUCUGGCGCCGUCCCCGCCCACUCCUCCCCCGGCUCCCGCCGCCUCCCUGUUCAGGAGAGCUGGACCGAGAGACCCGUGUCCGGCCCCCAGCCUCGCUCCCCCUCGGUCAAGGAGUCGGACAUUUUGAGCGACGAGGACGAUGACGGCUUCAUCGAGGGAGGGACGAAGAUGGACAGCGGAGACGGCAGCUCCCCCUCCAGCACCAUCGAGGCCCAGUUCCUCCAACUUAAACUUUCUGAUGACGCUGCUUUAGAGUGUGCACUGGCCCCCUGUGUCCAACCUGAGGGUGGCGGUGACACUCCCGAGCCACAGCACAAACAGAAACGAGGACGCCAAAGUGCUCUUAAGAAGAAGCCCGGUAGUACGAGGAGCCAGGCUGCACUGUCCAAGAUGAAGGAGCACAGCAGGUCACUGGACGAUCAGACUGACGCCGCCGCCGCCGCCCCCUGUGGCCCAGUGGACAUGAACGCGGUGCUGGGGAGAGAGUUCAGCAUUCAGAGUCUGACGUCGGUCGUCAACGAAGAAUGUUUCUAUGAACCGGUUCAGAGCUGCAGCACGGGCCCUGCUCAUCCCAGCCCCGUGUAGGCCGCGGGACAGACCGGACGCCACUUCACUCGACUACGGACCUGUGGUCUCUCUGACUCCCCUGGGUGUAGAACCAGAUGUUGAUCCUCACGCGACCGCCUGCCGAGAGGUGGAAAUGUUUCUUGAUCAAAUUUCUGUCACAGUGACGGUGAAAAAACACACACAGCCUCCUCCCAGUACACACAGUACUAGACAGUACACGGAGUACUGAGCAGUACACAAAGUACUGGACAGUACACACAUUACUGGACACAUCCCAGCAGCCAUUGUGACCAUUUGUUCAUCAUUUAGGCUUUAAUUAAUAAUUGAUAUUUAUUGUUUGCAUUUCUAGAGAAACAGUUAAAUAUAAAUCUAAUUAAAAUGGAAUUGCAGAUAUUCAGCCUGCUGAUACAUUUGUUACAGGUAAAUUAUGAAUAUUUUACUAUAAACUUUGUAAAAGAAAACAUAUUUUUAUCUCCAACUCCUACUGGGUACUGGACUUCCUCAGGAUUCUUCUUCAGUCACAUCUUAAGUACUACUGUAGUAUCAGUUUGUACUUUUAAAAAAAAACCAAAGAACUUUGAUCCAUCUGAGGAGACGCUGAGCCACAGACGUCAGUCAGGACGAGCAGUAAAGUUGAAGUAUGUGCACUGUUUUCUAAAUAUCUGAAAUAUUUUUAUUUGUACAGGUUGUUAUGUUGUCGAUGCAUUUUUUUUUUAAUUUAUUUGAUAUUUUUUGAUAAUGUAAAUCUUGGUAAAAGAAAAUCUUUGGGUGAAUUAGUUGAUCUAAAAUAUCACACAACCCUCAUGUUGUUUAAUCCUUUUUUUUUAGUGUAACAUUUGGACUCAUCUUUACACAGGGUUGUAAUAUGCAGUAUGCAGUAUAUAUUUGAAUGUACAAAAGUCAAAUCUUGUUUUUUUUUUAAUUAUCUGCAGAUAUUCCGGGGUCUCUACGUCUACGUUCUGUUUAUAAAGAUCUGUCUUUCGUUGACUGGUUCUGAACCACAUUGUUACAUUUUCCUUCUAAUGCUAGGAUACCAAUGAAUGUGAACGCUCCAUUCUUCUACGUUGAUGGAAAUUUCUAAUAAAAAGUUUUAUCUGUGAAA